This is a messenger RNA of Carassius carassius (crucian carp), 2867 nucleotides long. RefSeq names its product zinc finger protein 341 (gene znf341). The record is from RefSeq and is a predicted model, not a curated record. NCBI's taxonomy places the organism in Eukaryota, Metazoa, Chordata, Actinopteri, Cypriniformes, Cyprinidae. The transcript has 16 exons. Bases 20 to 2455 code for a protein of 811 amino acids.
CCCGCCCACAGCUGGCGUUAUGCACAGGAGCUACAAGAUGGCGCAGGCAAUAUUUGAGGUUCUGGAAGGCAUGGACAAUCAGACGGUGCUCAAUGUCCAGUCACUGUUGGACGGUCAGGGGGGUGUUCUGGAUCCGGGAACACAGAACGUCUCAGGAACGAACAUCCAGCCGAUGGACGAUGAUGAUGUGUUUCUGUGUGGAAAAUGUAAGAAGCAGUUUAACUCUUUGCCGGCGUUCAUGACUCACAAGCGUGAACAGUGUCAGUCCAACACACCGUCACUGGCCACCGUCUCUCUGGCCUCCAACAACGCUUACACCUCCGUCCCGUCCAUCAGCGCCGGACCCCAGCUGACCGCUAACAGACAGGUGUCAACGUACAUCACUGUGCCGCAGUCACCGCUCACACACACGCUCGUCCAGGGAAAUGUGUUGGUCAGCGACGAGGUUCUGAUGUCGGCCAUAUCAGCGUUUAACUCUCUGGAUCAACCGAUGGCAGCCAUGCAGGGACUGACACAGAGUAAUCUCAGCAUGCACGCGGGAACCUCGUACCUCCAGCACCAUCAGCAACCUCCACAGCCCCUCCCCCAGACACAGGCCACGCCCCUGUCCUCACAGGUGCCCUCCAGCAACAGUAAUUCAGUGGUGCAGGUGUACAGCACACUGCCCCCUAUGGCUGGAGGCGGUACUGCAGAAGUGUCUGCUCUGGGGCUUCAGUCUUUUCAGUCCAUUCAGGUUCCCAGUCAGUGUGUGGAGGGCCAGGUGUUCAGCGCCGCUCCGGUUUACAGCCCAGGAAAACAGAGCAACAAAACCAAGACCUGCAACAUCAGCACAAACCUCUCCGAGCUGGGCGAAUAUGACAAGGUUAUCAUCCCUAAGAGAGCCAGAACCUCCAAGAAAACACAGGAUGCAGGGCAAACUAAAGGAAAGGCCCAGAAGCUCAAGUGCAAUUACUGUGACAAAGUGUUUACCAAGAACUUUGACCUCCAGCAGCAUAUUCGAAGUCACACGGGUGAAAAGCCCUUUCAGUGCAUCGUGUGCGGCCGUGCCUUCGCUCAGAAGUCCAACGUGAAGAAACACAUGCAGACGCACAAGGUCUGGCCCGCUGGAGUUCACAGCACUGCAUCCAGGAUGCCCAUCACUGUGCGCGUGCUUCCUCUGAACAGUGACGAAAACUCACAGCAGAUGGAGGAAGAAGGGCAAGAGCAAGCCGUCGAGGAGCAGGACGCUGAGGUCCAGGAGACACAGGGUUCGGCAGAGGGCAAACAGAGCAGCGGGAUGAACCAGAACAAGCAGAUCAUCCUCAUCGACAGCUCGUAUCAGUGCCAGUUCUGCUCGGCCAAAUUCAGCACCUACUUCCAGCUGAAGUCUCACAUGACGCAGCACAAGAACGAACAGGUGUACCGCUGUGUGGUGAAGAGCUGCUCUCAGACGUUUCAGAAGCUGGAUCAGUUUCUGGAGCACAUCCACACACACCAGGAGCAGCUGACGUACCGCUGUCACCAGUGCAGUAAAGUCUUCCCAUCGCUCUUCGAGCUCGGUCUUCACCAGUAUUCACACAGCUUCUGUCCACAGCCGAGCCAGCGCAAAGAGACCAGCUACUACAGAUGUAUGAAGUGUCAGAGUAAAUAUUCCACACAAGAAGCUCUGGAACAACAUCUGCUGAACGCCACUCACAACUACCCCUGUCCACACUGCCAGAAGGUGUUUCCGUGUGAGAGGUAUUUCCGCAGGCAUCUCUCCACUCACGGCGUUGGCGGCAAAUUCAAAUGUCAGAUCUGUAAAAAGUUCUUCAAAACAGAGCACUACCUCAAACUACACACAAAGAUCCACUCAGGAGAGAAGCCGUAUAAAUGCUCCGUCUGUGAGGCCACGUUCAACAGGAAGGACAAAGUAAAGAGACACAUGCUGAUUCACGAACCCUUCAAGAAGUACAAGUGUCCCUUCAGGACUCAUGUGGGCUGCACCAAAGAGUUUAACAGACCCGACAAACUCAAAGCUCAUAUUCUCUCACAUUCAGGUAUAAAGCCGUAUAAGUGUCAGUUCUGUCAGAAAUCGUUCAGUCGUCGCGCUCACAUGCUGGAGCAUCAGCGCUCACACACCGAUAACUAUCGCUUCCGCUGUGCCGCCUGCAACAAGGGCUUCACCCGCCAGAAAUACUACAGCGAUCACAAGUGUCCGCUCGGGGGGGCCACGCAGGGUGCAGACGGGACGCCGGGACGGGACAACAGCGGCCAGGACACAGGAGACGGAUCUCCUGCAGCUGAGCCUGAUGAACGUGGAGAAACCGAAGAGGAGGGCGAAGAUAAUGACGGUGAGACGCAGCAGGAUGAAGAACGUGAGCAGAUGAGAGGAGACGAGGAAGAGAGGAACGAGACGAGACUGGAUCACAUGCAGGAAGACGACAGCGCCGUCAGACUGCUGUCUGAACCCAUGUGCUUCCAGACGGGCGACUGAUGAACAGCUUACAAACAUGCAUCACUAUGUUUACAAACAGUGUCGGCUUUUGGUAAUUUUUAAAAACAUAAAUGAUGGGCUCAGAUCCCUGUUGCUUAUCUUUAAUAUUUGAUUUGUUUUAUAUUAAAACAUUAUUACAAGCUGAUUUUCUUUUUUUCUUGCAUUUGUUGAGAUGAACUUAAGACUGUAACUUAAUUGAUUCGGUUUCAAAUAAAUAUGAAUCUGAAUUUCUGCACAGUUGCAGUACAAUUAUAUAUUGUCCAUAAAUAUGUAUGUUAUAUAUUUAUAAUGCUUGUACAUAAGUCAUACAGUUUGUGAACACUUUAAAGCAAUGUUGUAAUUGUUAACAAAAAGUAAAACUAAGAAUAAUUUUCUGUAAAAAUAAAAAAUAUUAAAGUGUUCGAUGGAAAAA